This is a messenger RNA of Limanda limanda (common dab), 998 nucleotides long. RefSeq names its product tumor protein p53 inducible nuclear protein 2 (gene tp53inp2a). The transcript has 4 exons. The coding region runs from base 132 to 578 and encodes 148 amino acids. NCBI's taxonomy places the organism in Eukaryota, Metazoa, Chordata, Actinopteri, Pleuronectiformes, Pleuronectidae. Gene Ontology annotation, biological process: autophagosome assembly; positive regulation of DNA-templated transcription. Gene Ontology annotation, cellular component: autophagosome; nucleus. The record is from RefSeq and is a predicted model, not a curated record.
CACACACACACACAUUGACUCUCACAAUGACCUGCGAGUCAAACUGAGACACGCUAACGUCCCACGGAGUUUGCUGCUUGGACAAAGAAAGAAGGGAAAACAGGGAAGACUUUCAUAGAAGACAAAGAGAAAUGUUCAGAACCAUCACCCGUCUGUUUUUUGGGGGAGAGGAGGAGACCCCUGAAGAAGUCCAGUCUGGAGAGGUGGUGGAAGAAGGAUGGCUUGUUGUCAAUCAUCACGAGACAAGUUCGGCAGAGAACCAGGAUGCAGAGCUGACGGAGAGCGAACCAGUAAACUCUCCUCUUCAUGGAGACACAGUUAUAAAGAUGGAAACUGAUACAAGUGUGUCAGAUACAAAGCCCACAGCUCAGAGCAGCAGCAGUGGAGUCCUCUCUUUUUCUCAGCCAAAAGUCCUGUCAGAGGUCACGCAGGUCACCUCCGUCCAGAAGGCCAAAGCCUGGACAGAGCGACACCACAUGUCCCGUAACGCCAUCCAGCGCCAGAACCGUGUUCACCAAGGAGUCCAACACCACUCAUUCAACCUCCAACAGCCAGGGCAUCGCAACCUCAGCCACUGAAGCUGUGGUUGCAAACCAGGAAAUAACCUAAGAGUGUAAAUCAUUCACAUUAAAAAACACGACAUAACACACACAGCUCAGAGCUGAGGCUUUUGUGAUUUUACUCAUUCUUUUAUUUGACACAUACACUAUACCUCUAAUCCCGAUGCAGCCCAUGACCUAUGUUACCAGGUGAAAGGCAGCUACAUUAUAACCUGUAUUGUGUAUUAUGAAUUUAAAAGGAACACGUUUACCUCAUGAAAUGAGACACACUUUGUUUUCUUGUGCAUUUGAUGAUUUUAUUAUACACGUGGAUGAGACAAGUGCAGCCUUUGCAAAAAAUGUAUCUUCAAACAUAUUGACAAAUUAAUGUGAUUUGUGUAUUAACCUGCAUUAACCCACAUGAAGUUUAAAAAUGGAGCAAUAAAAAAUUUGACUUUG